Molecule: messenger RNA, 1420 nt
Organism: Phyllotreta striolata
Lineage: Eukaryota; Metazoa; Arthropoda; Insecta; Coleoptera; Chrysomelidae
Source: the annotation of a GenBank genome assembly
UAAAUUUAGAGUCUAAACAAAAAUCCAUCCUGUACGUUCCGGUAUGCGAUUUUCGAUCGCAACAAAAUGGCACUGAAUCAAGCAUUUGCCAAUAAAGUUAGCUCCAUUUAGCCUAUUUUUAAACAGUCUGCACGGAUCAAGUAUCGGCUUUGGUCUUACCUAACGAACCGCACGAUUUUCUCGUCGAAAUGUCCGAAAUCAAGGAAUUCGAGAGCAUCGACGGGGCCCUCAGGCAGCUGCCCAAAGACGACUACGACAGGGUGCGGAAAAUCCUCUACGGCAACGAAACCCACGACAUAGAAGUAUGCGAGGAAUCGAAGGAGCUGGCCUCGAAGUACAACAUCGAGCUGAUAACGUGCGGCUUCAACUGCAGGGACGAGCAGCUCAGGAGCCCGAAGGUGGUGCGCGUGGGGCUCUUCCAGCACAAGCUGGUGCCCUUCCCGACCUCCACGCCCAUCCAGGAGAUGAAGUACGCGCUCUUCAAGUUCGCCAACAAGGCCGUGCGCAUAGCGGCCCGCGGCGGCGUCAACAUCUUCUGCUUCCCGGAGCUCUGGAAUAUGCCGUACGCUUUCUGCACGCGCGAGAAGACCCCUUGGUGCGAAUACGCCGAAAGCGCCCAAUUCGGACCCACCACCAAGAUGUUGCAAGAGUUAGCUCAAAUUCACAAUAUGGUGAUCAUAUCGCCGAUACUGGAGCGCGACGAGGUCCACAACGAUUCCAUUUGGAACACCGCGGUCGUGAUAGACAAUCACGGGGAUUAUUUGGGCAAGCAGCGGAAGAAUCACAUUCCUAAAGCGGGGGAUGUCAACGAAGCCAUCUAUUGUUCGGAAGGCAACUCCGGGCAUCCCGUCUUCGAGGUAACUCCCACGCUCGGCUACUCCCUAAAUUUUAUUCGAAACAAUUUACAGACGGAGUACGGCAAACUGGGCAUCUGCUACAGCCGCCACCACCCGCUGAACUCGCUGGUUUUCGGGCUGAACGGCGCCGAGAUCGUGUUCAAUCCCGCCGCAGCGGGCGGAGCCGCCAACGAGCCGCUGUGGUCGAUCGAAUCCCGGGGAGCCGCCAUUGCUAACGGUUACUUCGCGUGCGCCGUGAACAGAGUCGGAACCGAAAUAUUCGAGAACGAUUUCACGUCGGGCGACGGGAAAUCCCCGCACAGGGACAGCGAGUAUUAUUUCGGUUCCAGCUAUGUCACCGCGCCUAAUGGAACUCGAUCGCCUGGGCUUUCCCGGACUAAAAACGGCCUCCUGAUCGCUGAAAUGGACUUGAAUCUCUGCAGGCAGGUGAAAGAUCAAUGGGGAUUUCAGAUGUCACACAGGCUGGAUUUAUACGCUGAAUUGCUAUCCAGAGCGACGAGAUCCGAUUUCACGCCGCAGAUUGUAAGAAAAGCCUGUAAACAACUCAACUGAAUAAAUACAAG